AUGGCCGAGCAGACCACCAAGAAGAAGUUCAAGAUUGCCGUUCUCACCUCUGGUGGAGACAGUGCAGGAAUGAACGCAGCUGUACGUGCUGUUGUCAAGGGCGGUAUCUCAAAAGGUUGUGAGAUGUGGGUUGUACGCGAAGGCUACGAAGGUCUGGUCCGAGGAAACACCGAGGCUGCACCGCCUACGGUCUCUCUGGAGUCUUGCACAGCAGGUCCAGUACCCAGUCAAGUCGCUGAACUUCCAUUUGUAAAGAAUUUGCGAUUUGGGGACGGAGAGCUGUUUAAACAGGGUGAAGGAGACGCUGAAGACCGACCCGACAAGAAGACCCUAAAAGGUCGAUACAUCGUCAAAGUAGGAUGGGAUGAUGUACGCGGUUGGAUGGGAGAGGGUGGAACCCUCAUCGGUACCGCCCGUUGUGCUGCGUUCCGUCAAGUCGAAGGGCGUAUGACCGCAGCAUACAACCUGAUCAAAGAAGGGAUUGAUGCUUUAGUGGUCUGUGGUGGAGAUGGAUCACUGACUGGAGCAGAUAGGCUGCGUGCUGAAUGGCCGGAGCUCGUCGCGGGCCUCCUUCAGCAAGGCCGAAUCACGAAAGAGCAAUCUGAGCUCUACGGGCAUUUGAAGAUAGUCGGACUUGUUGGAUCUAUCGACAAUGAUAUGGCUAUGACUGAUCUUACAAUCGGAGCUCCUACGGCACUUCACCGAAUUUGCGAAGCCAUUGAUAACAUCAACUCGACAGCCUCAUCGCACUCACGUGCAUUCGUUGUGGAAGUCAUGGGCCGCCACUGCGGAUGCGCGGGCGCCGACUUCAUUUUUAUCCCCGAAAACCCACCAGAGGCUCAUCCGUGGGAAGAGGACAUGUGCGAAAUCAUCCAACGACAUCGAAAGCAGGGCAAGCGUAAAACUAUUGUUAUCGUCGCUGAGGGAGCGCACGACCGUGAACUCAAUCCGAUCAGACCUGAAUAUGUCAAGGAAAUCCUUACUGAAAGGCUUGGGCUGGAUACUCGGGUUACCACCCUCGGACAUACGCAGCGUGGUGGUGUACCAUGUGCUUUCGACAGGGUUCUGCCGACCCUACAAGGAGUUGAAGCCGUGAAUGCACUACUGGAAGCAACCCCUGAAACACCAUCAUACAUGAUAGGCAUAAGCGAGAAUCAAAUCACUCGGAAGCCGCUGAUGGAGGCCGUUGAGCAGACACAAGCCGUGGCGAAGGCGAUUUCUGAGAAGGACUUUGUCAAAGCAAUGUCACUUCGGGACCCUGAAUUCAAAGACUACUUGGAUGCGUUCAUUCUUACCUCCGCUCUCGAUGCUGGCAUUAAACUGCCAGAACCCAAGAGAUUGCGCAUCGGAAUCAUUCACAUGGGAGCCCCUGCUGGUGGGAUGAAUGCAGCAACACGUGCCGCCGUACGUUAUUGCCUGGAGCGAGGCCAUACACCUCUCGCCAUCAACAAUGGGUUUCCUGGGCUACUUGACGAUAGCGUCACACAGCUAUCCUGGCUGAGAGUUGACAACUGGAUGACAAGAGGAGGGUCUGAACUGGGCACAAACCGCACACUACCCAAUAUUGACCUUGGCGCUGUUGCUUCCAAGUUCCAAGGUCAUCGUUUUGAUGCUUUAUUCAUGAUCGGAGGAUUUGAAGCAUUCUCAGCGCUUCUCAUCCUUGAGAAGGCACGUGAAAGUUACCCCGCUUUUAAUAUUCCAAUGGUUCAUCUCCCAGCCACAAUCAGCAAUAACGUCCCACUAACCGAAUUUAGCCUCGGAAGCGAUACUAGUCUGAACGCACUCGUCGAUGCCUGUGAUUCUAUUAAACAGAGCGCGCAGGCUAAUCGUAACCGAGUGUUCGUGGUUGAAACACAAGGGGGUCAGUGUGGAUACCUUGCCACCCUGGGUGCCUUGGCGGUCGGAGCAGCAGUGGUCUACACUCCCGAAGUUGGCAUCAACUUGGACUUACUUCGCAUGGAUCUAAACUUCUUGAAGACGCGUUAUUCAUUGGAUGUUAAAGGCAAAUCUGAGGGACGACUGGUUAUAAUGAGCGAGAAGGCGUCUAAUGUCUAUACAACUGACGUCGUGACCAAGAUUCUAGCCGAAGAAGGCCGUGGGCUCUUUGACUCUCGUUCUGCAUCUUUAGGCCAUACCCUUCAAGGGGGCAUUCCAUCACCCAUUGAUCGUGCGCGCGCCGUGAGACUUUCAAUCAAGUGCAUGAAAUUCCUCGAGCAACACGCUCUCUCCCCUUCCCGUCGCUCCCCGCCGGAAAGCGCGGCAGUAAUUACCAUUCAAGGGACAAGCAUCAAGCUCACUCCUGUUCAUGAAGUGGUUCAACAUGCUGAUAUGAAGAAACGAUAG
Rhizoctonia solani is the source of this 2343-nucleotide messenger RNA. RefSeq names its product 6-phosphofructokinase. Gene Ontology annotation, molecular function: AMP binding; 6-phosphofructokinase activity; identical protein binding. Lineage: Eukaryota; Fungi; Basidiomycota; Agaricomycetes; Cantharellales; Ceratobasidiaceae. The transcript has 11 exons. The record is from RefSeq and is a predicted model, not a curated record. Gene Ontology annotation, cellular component: 6-phosphofructokinase complex; mitochondrion; cytoplasm. Gene Ontology annotation, biological process: fructose 6-phosphate metabolic process; fructose 1,6-bisphosphate metabolic process; canonical glycolysis. Bases 1 to 2343 code for a protein of 780 amino acids.